AUGACGGCUACCGGAGCCCCUCCAUCUCAACGUCUCCGUGACACUACCACCACAAACCUCUUCUUUGAUUUGUUUCAUUUCUCCCACUCGGAUUCCAUUAUCUUCAACGUCGUGACCAUUACUCGCGCCUCUCGCGGUGGCUCGAUCUCUUCCCCGCUUCUCACCGCUCUCUUCUUCAUUCGUGAUGCUCUUCCGAUCUUGCCUUCGAAACUUACUCAACAACUUCGCUCGCCUCCGAUCCAAUUGAUUUCACCUACCGGAGAACUCCAGCGAUCCUUCAAGAUCGAAGAAAAUCCGAGAAACGCGAUUCAGGUUGAUGAUGACUGA
Vicia faba (fava bean) is the source of this 327-nucleotide messenger RNA. NCBI's taxonomy places the organism in Eukaryota, Viridiplantae, Streptophyta, Magnoliopsida, Fabales, Fabaceae. The record is from the annotation of a GenBank genome assembly.